This is a messenger RNA of Drosophila ficusphila, 1915 nucleotides long. RefSeq names its product neuronal acetylcholine receptor subunit alpha-6 (gene NtR). NCBI's taxonomy places the organism in Eukaryota, Metazoa, Arthropoda, Insecta, Diptera, Drosophilidae. Gene Ontology annotation, biological process: regulation of membrane potential; signal transduction; monoatomic ion transmembrane transport. The transcript has 8 exons. Gene Ontology annotation, molecular function: neurotransmitter receptor activity; transmembrane signaling receptor activity; extracellular ligand-gated monoatomic ion channel activity. Gene Ontology annotation, cellular component: membrane; neuron projection; synapse. The coding region runs from base 86 to 1837 and encodes 583 amino acids. The record is from RefSeq and is a predicted model, not a curated record.
GUGCCACUAGUGGACUUCGUUUCAGUCGGAGGAGCACUUCAGACGGAUUCAAACGACGGUUAGGAACAGUCUUCCGGGAGAUACGAUGGAUAACCUUAUCAAGUGCUUAGUGGCAAUGUGCUGCUGUUUGUUCCUGGUACCGCUGAUUGACCAGGCGGAAUCGGCACAGUCGCAAUCGAGAUUCAACGUUAGCUUCUCCCAGCUGGAUUCCUGCGAGAGCAUUUCGAUUCCAAACACAGGAUACGGUUACCGGACCUUUUUCAUGGUCCAUGAGCUGGACAACAACAACAGAAAGGCCGGGGAGUGGUUGCACUUGAAAUUCUACGUUAUGACCAGCAUGGAUGCCCACAUACUGCUCUCGGUGACGAAUCAUCUGCGCGGAAAUGAUCGUGUUUACGAGAUUGUGAUAGGCGCCGGCGGAAAUACGUUUUCCGCUAUCCGAACCGCCAUGGGAUUCCGGCGUGUGGCCACGAAUCACGAUCACAACUUGGUAUCACUUCACGAGCCAACGCCAAUUGAGAUCGUCCAGACCCAGAAUGGCGAGCUGUUUGUUUAUAUUCCCGGCUUCAAGAAGGAACCUCUGCUGCAGUUCAUUGAUGAAUCACCGCUUUCCAUCAAAUACAUCAGUUUCAGCUCGUUUGGCUCUAAUACUGCGCGGUGGUUCUACGACUGCGGAUUCGAUGGUUAUGAAAAGGAAAUAUCUUCAGUGGUGACUGAAUUAAAGCCGGCUCAGAAGCUUUUGAAUCUACUUAACUUUCAGGCGGAGAAUGCCAGCUUGCCGGCAAAUCUGAGCUCCAUAUUAUUCCACUUCCAAACGCGAUCCCUCGCCUAUGAACAAACCAAUUCCUUGUUUCGAACUGGCAUGCAUUUGUUAAUGCACUGGGAGGACAAACGAUUGGGUUGGAAACCAGCAGAGUUUGAUGGCUUGGAAUCUUUUGAGCACCCGGAACUGCAAGUGUGGACACCGCGAAUGAACGUGUUGAAUGGCGCUCUGGAGUCCAUGGGUGAGGUCCUCGUAUCCCACGAACUGAGGGUCUACGCCAACGGAAACAUCACCCUGUAUGCCCACAACUUGCAGCUGACCAGUUGGUGUGUGGAUAGUGCUCGAAACUGGCCAAACGAGCGGGUUACUUGUGACGUCGAACUGGGCCUAAUUGGCCAGGAGGGGCUGAGCAUAGCGCUAGUCUACGAUAAUGAGCGCAACCCCAUCGCUCCCAAUGAGCACGUGAACCUGCCAUCCGGGUGGUCCUUCUCGGAAAUGUCCGUGGUGCAAGUGGGCAACGAUUCGGUUAGGCGAUACACUCCCAAGCAAAUGCUGCAAACCGUCGCCGGCGAUGUGGCCAUCGAGUUCACGGUGCAACGAAACAGAAGCUUCUACAGGGCCAUCUUCUUUUUGCCGAUCUUUGCCUGUCAGUUGUUCUUGAUGAUGUCCUUCGUGCUGGGAUCUAAUUAUAGAAGUUCCCUCAUCUUCAUCGCCAUACUGAUAACUGCCUGGGGUCUAAUGUAUAUGACGCGUCUUGCCUCCCCACACUAUGUUCCUCCUAUAAUGACAGCAUAUAAGUUGGUAAUGAUGGUGGCCACCUAUUGUUACCUCCUGCACAUUUGCAUCAUAUGGUUGGAAUUUUAUCCACCCAGGGCAAAGGCUCCUGGCUGCUUGGUGGCCCUCAUCAAUUCCAAAGCCCUGCGCUGUUUACUGGGGCUGCGAUUAACAGAUUCCAGCGACUUUUGUGAAGUUCAGGAGAAGCCCUGGCAUCAUUUCGCCAAGAUCCUCAACAAUUUUAGCUUCAAUUUGGUGUUCGUUGUGUUCGCCAUUAUUGAUAUUACUUGUGGUAUUUGAAAAAUUGCCUUUUCUUUUAUUUUGCCUUUUAGAAAAUAUAAAUGGAUUCUUAAAUAAAUAAGAAGUAUGUAGAGAAAA